Lasiosphaeria miniovina is the source of this 981-nucleotide messenger RNA. RefSeq lists its product as uncharacterized. NCBI's taxonomy places the organism in Eukaryota, Fungi, Ascomycota, Sordariomycetes, Sordariales, Lasiosphaeriaceae. Bases 1 to 981 code for a protein of 326 amino acids. The record is from RefSeq and is a predicted model, not a curated record. The transcript is spliced from 3 exons. Gene Ontology annotation, biological process: response to antibiotic.
AUGCCUUCGGGCGCGACGACACGGGCGAUACCUUCGGGCGGUGUUUCGACAGCUUCAGUGCCGCACCCACUAGGAUCCUGCUCAUCGGCGACGCUUCGCACGACACCUCUUACGCAGCACAUGAUCGAGCACCACGGGUUAAACAUCGUGGCGGUCGAGGCGGUCGAGGCGGACUGGCCCGAUGCCGAGGCGGUCGAGGCGGACUGGCCCGAUGCCGAGGCCGUCGACCGAUACGUGCGCCUACGGCACGGCCCGGGACCUCGAAUGAGCGUCGAGCCAGGCACAAGUAAAAGCAAAAGCAGCCGGCCGCGAGCCCGCCUUUCUGCGCUUCCCGACGUGGAUGUGGCGCAACGCCGAGGUGCAGCACUUCCCCGAGUGGCUGCGGGCUUGGAACACGGGGCGCGAACACGGGGCGCGAACACGGGGCGCGACCCCAAGACUUGCUGGCGAAGAGACUCGAGUAUGCAGCAGCGAACUAGGGCGGUGAUAAGUUCCACAGCGCCGAGCAAUUCGCGACUCGUCAGAGAUGCCGAGCACUACUACAGGGCAAUGCACUAUGCGCGCGACGAGUCGUGGAACCUCCGCGGCACGAACAUGUUCGACACGCUCGCGUGCGUCCUCAAAUACCGAAGCCAGCACUUCGAGUCCAAGGCCAUCGUCUGGGCGCACAAUAGCAGUAACUACGAGCAGCUCGUGCACGCGACUGCCGUCCAGGACUUCGAGCUGGAUCUCAGGGCGGGCCGGUGCAAGGAUGAGUUGAGGCAGACGCUGAUGAACAAGCGGCUCGAGAGGCUCAUCGACGUUAUCUAUUCCCCGCAGACUGAGCGGCAGUCGCACUACUCGUAUGCGGUUCUGCCGGAGCAGUUUGAUGGCCUCGUGUGGUGGGACGAGGCUAGCCAUGUCGGCGCGCUCGGGGUUCACCAGCCGCAUGCGGCGCUCGAGUUUGACGAGACUUGGCCGUUUGGGAUGCAAUCAAGGUAA